Molecule: messenger RNA, 474 nt
Organism: Stylophora pistillata
Lineage: Eukaryota; Metazoa; Cnidaria; Anthozoa; Scleractinia; Pocilloporidae
Source: RefSeq, a predicted model, not a curated record
AUGCGCAGGGCGAAUUCAGCAAUAGAGAGGGAAAGAUAUCCUAUCCCUACAAUUGAGGAAAUCUUGUACGACCUUAAUGGCUCAACUGUUUUCUCAAAACUCGACAUCAAGUGGGACUUCCACCAGGUGGAACUUGGUGAAAGAUCGCGCGAGAUCCCAACGUUUGUUACCCACCUUGGUUUGUACAGACUCAAUCAAUGUGAACCUAAAGACUCAAGUGGGGAGGAAUUUGACUUUGUUAAGGCAGUCGCCGAGGAGAGUUUACCUGUUGCUCUGACAGCGAAACAAGUCAAACGAGCUUCUGAUAGUGACCCAGAACUUGCUAGCCUGAGACAGCACAUUUUAAGUGGGGACUGGUCUCAAUGUAAGAAGACAGCUUAUGUAUGUGUCAAGGAUGAAUUGUGUGUGUUGGGAAAACUUGCUCUGCGUUGUACAAUAAGUGUUGUUCCGAAGGCUUUACGGGGAGAUGUCUAG